This is a messenger RNA of Brettanomyces nanus, 1044 nucleotides long. RefSeq lists its product as uncharacterized. The coding region runs from base 1 to 1044 and encodes 347 amino acids. The transcript has a single exon. Gene Ontology annotation, molecular function: protein binding. Lineage: Eukaryota; Fungi; Ascomycota; Pichiomycetes; Pichiales; Pichiaceae. The record is from RefSeq and is a predicted model, not a curated record.
AUGUCGUCUGCGCCACCACUUCAGAGAUUAUCUGCGUUCAAAACAGAUCUUCCUCCGUGCUGUUUAAGAAUCUACAAAAAUGUGGUCUAUUUGGGUACGUAUAAGCUAGUGGAAGGAGACAAUAGAUAUGGGUCAAUUGAGGUUUGGCAGCAUGACAGUAAUGGAACAAAUUUCAAGAAAGUGAGGGAUUACAGUACCAAAGGAGCUAUUCUCGACUUAAAAAUGGAUCCUCUUGAACCUGGAAUAAUGUGCAGCUGUCACUCAACAGGGAACUUCAUUAUUUGGAAGAUUGAUCCAGAAGAUCCGACUGUGUUAUCGAAGAUUAUGGAUAAUCAGAUAUAUGAUUCAAAAACUUUAAUCACUUCCAUCAACUAUCACAAAGCAAUUCCCCACAAACUGGUUCUCACAACUACUACAGGGCUAUGUUCCGUGUAUGAUAUAAAUAAUAACCAGAUGGAAACAAUGGGAACAUCACACGAUUUAGAGUGUUGGUAUGGGGAAUUCUGUUCACAGCCUGGAUUGGAAUACUUAGUUAUCUCAGGAGGUGACGAUAGAAAGAUACUUAUUCACGACAUUCGGAGUCCAGAGGCUGCCAUUUUCAGCAACAGUACCUUUCAUACUGCUGGAGUAGUUUCGAUUCUUGCGUCUUCUAAAGAUUGGUGUCCUUCAUCUCUUUACACGGUGUGGACGGGAUCAUACGACGAUCAUGUAAGAUCGAUAGAUCUUAGAUACAUUCCUGGAGAAGUAGGACGUCGUGGCUCUGCCUUUCCAAGGGUGAAACAAUCAUUAGAUUUAGAUGGUGGUGUAUGGAAGUUAAUUCCUAGCCCCUAUGGCGUUUCGAAGAAGGAUUGUAGAGUGUUAUCGUGCUGCAUGUAUGACGGUGCUAAAAUGCUUUCUUACAAUGCAGAUACAGGAGAUGACAUCCAGGUGAAAAACUAUUUCAAAGGUGAUCAUAGCAGUAUCUGCUAUGGGGGAGAUUGGAAAGACGAUUUGGUAGUUACCUGCAGUUUUUACGAUAAGAUAGUUCAAGCAUGGAAUGCAUAA